UCGGAGAAUGAAGGAAAAUGGCGAUUUGAACUCGUAUAUGUUGUAAAUUGGGCUUUUAAUAUAAUAUUCUAUUUAUAGUCCAUAUAUUUCAGAUGACAGGGUCGUUAGAAAGUCGUUUUCUUCACAAUUAGUGAUACAUAUACACCUCCGGAUACUUUACGGCAAGUUAGUUUUGUCUGAGUUUGUUUAGCAGCUGCGCUAACCCUGACAUAAACGUUGCUAAUGGGACAGGUCACGUAGUCAGAUAACUCAGAUACACCGUUAUUGAGAAGACGGGUCAUGCAGUCUUUACUUUUAUAUAUGCUUUAUCUUGCCAGACUGGGGCUAGAUGUGUAGAUUUAACCGAUAUUGACAUUAUUUACCUCAUAAAUGCAUUUCUUACCUAUGAAUGAUGGCCGGUCAUAAUGUUGUUUUUGCUAUCGAUGUGGAUUAUCAGUCCGAGGAGCUCAACCUCCCGAGAGACUUGUACCUGAGUUAUUUAAAGCAGUGGAUUUUAAAAACCCUGCUGUCCUUGAGUAGUAAGUAUGGUUUCGAAAACGUUCGAUGGGGUUACAAGUUUUUCCAUUCAAGAAGUGUGAAAAGUGCAAAUCUUAUAACAAGAGGCCCAGAUUUUAAAGAACUGCUAGAGAAAGUGUUCAGCGAUUUUGAGGGGGAAUUAGUCCAAAAAAUUGGUUGUCGAAAGUCCUCUGAUGAGCAGAACAGACUGCGACAGAGCCCAGCAAUCUGUGUGCAAAACACACUUAAGGAGAUCCUUUUGGACUUCCAGUGGGACAGACCAGACAUAACGUCUCCCACUAAACUCUCACUGCGACCCAGGAGGUCAACCAGAAAUCCAACAAAUAUUCCUCUGUCGGAGGAUGAUGUCUCAUGCCAAGGAAAAAACGUCAUCUUCUUGGUCUCAGACUGUCCCUAUUCCAGAAGAGAUGUGGUGGAGUUUUUGCAGCUGGGCACCGAUGACUCUGUAAUUCAGAGGGAUUUACCUGAGCUCAUUGUACCAAAGGGUCUAAUAGACAUGUUAAUUAGUCGGAAAGUUGUCCUGCACUGGGCGGAUUGCAGUACUCAUGAGGUUAAAAACGAGGCUGAUGACUACACUGGAUUGAGGACUGUCCUGGACGCGCUGCAUCCAGUAGCUGGAAAAGUGAUUCCUGUGCUCAUGACUGGUAUAACCCCGAAACAUCAUGAUUCUAACCCUAGGGACAGCAAGGGUGUACUUGCAUUUCCAUCUGGCUCAAGCACGGGAUACAUUUUGUCCUCUGAAAAGACCUACAAGCGAGCCUUUCCAGCUCUCACCGGAAAGCUUUGUUGGGGUGCAGAUGAGGACAAACAGACCUGUACCGUUUCGCUGGAGCCUGUGUCAUGCAGACAGAGGCGUCUGUGUGCUCCUGUAGAGGUGACUCUCAGAACUGUGCUGCACAACUUGGACACCUGCUGCCUCAAAAAUUCAUCUUCAGAGUGCUGGGUCCUGUUUUGCCCCCAAAGAUCAGAGCAAGAUCAAGUUGCUUUUCAAAGUCUCUUCAAUGAGCUUCUCAUUCUAGCUUCUGACAUGCAAGCUGAGGUCAAUGAAGGAGGUCAAGUCCACUCUGCAGUGCUGUCAGUGUUGACCUCCAGUCUGGCUGUCCUGACAGUUCUUCACAGUGAGGAGCCUCUGUGUACAUGCCUUGAUCGCACAGAAACCACAGACCUUCCUGACACCUCAGACCUACCUGAAAUUGUCAGUAGUGUUCUCAGAGACAUCAUGAAAGAUGAAGAUACCUCAGAAAAACUGAGUCCAUGUCGGAUUCCUGAAUGGGCAACUCAAGAGCUUCAGCACUGGACUAAUCUAAAAACAGAGCUCACAGAGGGCUGGUUUUCACUAUCUGACCAAUCUGGGAUUAGCUGCCAUUUAAUGGAGUCAAUGAGGCUUCUUCACGCUGCCCCAGAGGAGCAAGAACAGACAGAAGGUGACACCCAGGAGCUGACAAACAGUCUUGCAGAGCUCUAUCGAAACAAUAAAGAUGGACCGAGCAAUGGCUUAAAAGGCAAAAAAAGAGGUACUCAGCGUACGCCAGUUCGGCAAAAGAUGAAGACCAUGAGUCGCUCGUUGCAAAUGCUGAAUGUAGCCCGCUUUAACGCAAAAGCACAAAAAACUCAAACGGAACCAGACUCCUCCAGCACUAACAGAGGCACUGAGAAGCGAGGCAAGAGAUGCUCCAGUGAAAGGACCAAACCUGGUCCCAUGAAUUUUAAAAAUGAAGAGGAACUGCUGUCUCAUUUGAGCCUGAGAUAUCAACAGGCCGUAGAGGAUAAGAGCGUCACUCUAAUUACACAAGUGCAGGGUCUACUUUCAGUGGUGGAAACCUUCAUUAAAAGCAACAUUGAUACAGGGGCUUCAGUCUUAAAUAUAGUUAAGAAGAACCUCCUAAAAAGCACCCAAACCAUUCGUCAUCUCUAUGGAGAUACUGCUGAUGCUGAGAGUAAAAUCAGAGAUUGUCAGCUACAAGCAGUUUUCAGACUUGAGUUGUGCAAAGCCCUGUCUCCAGACAACCAAGAUCAUUUGGAUCAGUUGGUAGAGGAGGUAGCCGGAAUGCUGCGGGUGAUAUCUUUGACAAAAGAUCCUGUUUACCUGUCAAAGUUCAUGCAGGAGGAUGUUUUGCCAUUGUACCUGACUGGCAUACCUAAGGUUCUGGCUGACGUCUACCACAGCCUUGGCACCCAGCUGCCUGAGGUACUCGUUGCAGUCCUGCCUGCUGAUUUUUUUAGUGAUGAUUCAAUGGCAAAAGAAAGUGUUUCUGUAAGCUCCCCGCCAGUGUCAGCCACACAGAGCCUGGUCUCUAGUGUUGGAGAGCGACUUGAAGAGUUACGCAAUCGCUCUGCUAAAAAGAGGAGAACCAGCAUGCUUACACGUCAUAAGAGCAUGUCAGAGGCCCAGCAGAACCUCCGGCAAAUAGAGAUGCCCAGGAAAUCCACAAGACAAACAAAACCAAAGGAAUGUAUUCAACCAGAAAAGCUCAAUACAGGAAGCCAACCAACUCAAAAACAAACAGUUCAAGAAGUGACAAAGGUGAGGAGAAACCUCUUUAACCAGGAGACAGUGUCUUCCUCCAAGAAUGCAAAAAUGCCCCGGAGCCAGUCUGUAUCAGCAGUAGAUACAAUAAAGAAACGUAAACGAUCACAGAUGGAAGAUGGACAACACUCUUUACUAACCAAAAAGGUAUCCGAGACGCCCCUGCAUAAGCAGGUAUCAAAUCGGCUAUUACAUAGACAAAGGACUAGCAGGAAUUCUGGCGACACUGAUAUGGUCAUUGUUGAGGAGUCUCCGGUUAAACCUUCUUCAGAUUUGAGGAGAAGUCCUAGAAUAAAAAAGCUUGCAAGGAGACAUUCCAGUGUCUUCUAUUCCAGCUCACAACCACGGUCUCGAAAUUUGGACAGAGUCUUGUCCUCCUCGCAGCUUCCCGUCUCAGACAGUAAAGGUGAUAUUAAUAUUAAGGCUGUUAAGUCACCAAUGAGACUUCUUUUUGGUGCUGCUGAGUCCCCCGCUCGCCCUUCCACAUCCAGAUCAAUGGUUAGAGGUGCUGAAGUUGAUCGACUUGGGUCUGCAGAUUCUGUCUUUGAGAAUUCCAAUAAAACCCCAAGAAAAUCUCCAUACAAGCAGCUUGGUUUUGCAGGUGGUGACAGAACUCCAAGGACACCCACUUCUUCCUCCAAAGAUCAGGACUGUUUUUUUUCUAAGAGCCCAGGCUGCGCUAUUGGCGAGAACAGUAUGGUCCUUAGAGGAAGUCCAUUUAGAUCUCCUGCUUCAAAAAACUUAGUGUUGGAAACACCAAAGAAAAGCCCGCUGAAGGGCAUUCUUAAAACCCCUGUGAAAAGUUUCAUGGAAUGUGGGUCCCAUCCUGGCCCCUCUUUUAGGAGCCCUAACACAACAACCCCAAGGAAAAGUGUGACUUGGUCUCCAUCUCCGUGGAAAGGGUUGACGGAGCGACCAUUUAAAGUCCCAGAUUCCCCUGUUUCUGCCAUUAGAUAUUCCCCAAGAUUGGUCACACCAAGCAAACUUUGCAGAGAUCAAGGUGAUAUUUUAAAAACUCCUGAAAAAUCUAGCCAGCAAAAAAGCAAGGCAUCCCCUAAAACAGCACAAAGAAAAAUUAAUUUGCUUGAAAUUAGUGGAAACGUUGAUAAUAAAGAACCCGAGCUGGGCCAGAGGUCCGGGAAAUUUAAAAGAAUGUUAAGUUUGCCAGAGAAAGGAGAGCCACAGAGUCCGGAUAUUCUUUCUUAUGAUCAUCCAUCACCAUCAACACCAGAAAUAAAAACACCUAGAAAAAGCCCUGGACCAACACACACAAUGUGUACACGUUCUGGACAAACACCUCUUAAACAUUACCCUGCUCUGCUUCUUGACAAACCUGAAGGCCUAACUGACUGUUCCUCCUCUAGAAAAAGUAUAUCUGUGUUACUUAAUAAAGAGAGAUCACCAGAGCAGCUUCUUGGAUCACCAUUAUCUGGCACAAAUCCACCACUGGCUUUGUCAAGUGGGACUGAGCAUAAUCAGGCCCAGCAUUGUGGGCCUUGGACAACAGAAGGUCUUGAUGAACAGAGUGAAAGCGUUCAGAUGAAGGAGGCAUCAUCCUCAGACACGCAACAAUUUGACUUCUCUCAGUUCAGUGCUACUUCUACAGAAGAGAGCAUUGAUAUUGAAGAAGCUUCUGUAGUGAAGACAGAAUUAACUACUGGCAUUAAGAUGAACAUUUCUUUCUCACGGAAGUCAUCUAAAUUCCCACAGAUAUUCGAAUCUACAGAAACACCAGCACUUUGUCCCAAGACUACACAAGAGUGUAGUAGAUAUGGCUUUCGCCAGACUCCAGACCGGCAACAAAGAAAGGCAGCAGCACGACUCAGUCAGUCCCCUGAGCUCCCAGUGUUCUGUAGUCCACAAGCCUCGGGAACACCUACAAAUAGAAAGAAACAGCAUGUUGAACUUAACCCUCCUACGUAUCAAGUAGAAUUGGAAAUGCAGGCAUCAGGCUUACCUAAGCUAAAGUUAAAGCGUACUGACUCUUUCAAUUCCAGUGAAACAGCUGGUUAUGCAGCCAAAGGGCUGGUUUCACAUGUAAAUAGGAUGACAUCCAGAGUGGACAGCCCACUUGCACAUUGUUCCAAACAUCGAGAACCUAGUUGUAUAUCUCCACCUCACUGCACACCUGGAAAAGGUGGUGUUCAGAAAUAUAUAUGCCAGUCGAUCACUCCUACAAGACUCCUUACCAAUAGCCCUUCUCCACUGGGUCCUGGAGAACACAUGGCUUGGACCCCAUCGCCUCAGAGCCGGGGAAGGUCAACGCCAGAGAACUUCAGGACUUGGCCUCGUAAGAAAAGGGCAAGGACAGGUUUGUUGGAGACCAAGGAUAUCAGGGAAGGUUCUGAAAUCUUGGAAGACCCAGAGCUUGAUGGUGUGUUCAAACUUCCAGGAAUGGAAGAGCCUAAGGAUUUAAAGGAAAUGUCUGCUUUUAAAUAUACAUUAGGUAUUCCAUCUAAGCUCUGCUCCUCAGAGGACAUGGACUGGGCAGAAUCUGUGGUGGAAAACUUUGACAAAAGGGACGGUAUGAAAAGUGACGACCUGUCAUGGAUAAUUGGGAAUGCAUCGCUUGGCUCAGUGGUCACUCCUCCACACUCCAAAGUAAAGAAACCAGUUACUGCCAGUGGAAUCCUUGCUCUCACACAGUCACCCCUUCUGUACAAAGGAAAAAGGGCCUCUGUUACCAAGGAAACCACACAGUUUGAAGAAACAAGUGGAAACUCUGGUAUACACACAUUUAAUGUCUCGCCUGUUUGCCAACCACGCAGACGCCAGGCUUGUGGUAGGACGUACAGCCGGAAGAGACUGCUGGACAAUGAAGGAUUUGACGAACCUUAACACUUUGACAUUGCUGUUUUUUAUUUAAAUAUUUCUUGAGCAUUCUAUUCUCGUUGCUUGUCCUAAUGAUUUUAAUUCUCUGUGUAUACUUUAGGAUUUUAUGCACUAUUGUAUAUAUUUUUAAUUAUGUAAAAAAUUGUAAAAAUUGGUAGCUAUUUUGUUUCUUUGUGUGUGUGUGUGUGUGUGUGUGUGUGUGUGUGUGUGUGUGUGUGUGUGUGUGUGUCUGGGCCAAGUUUAUGUUAUCGUCCGUUAGUAAAUUGUUGAACAUUUUCUGCAAUGAAAUUCUCUCUACUACCCAUUAUGAUUAAUUUCUCAUUUAGUGUAACACAGAUGAUGAUGAAAAUAAUAAUAAUAACUAAUAAUAAGAAAUAACAUAAACCUGAAAUAUACAUUUUGGUAAAUGCUGAUAGUGCCAUGUUAUUUUAUUUUUUCCUAUGGCAGUGGUGCUAUUUUUAUACCGUACACAGGAGAAAAUUAUUUAAACCAUACACAGGAAAAAAAUAUUAUUUAUAUUUUUUAUUUCUGUUUGCCUCUGGAUAAGUAGAAAGAAUAGUUGCAAAAAAUGUUGAGCGAUCACUUUCGAACAACUGGUAUUGAUUGUGUUAAACUGUGAACUAAAUGUAAACAUGAAACAAGUUAUUUUAAUAAAGAUUCUG
Messenger RNA from Clarias gariepinus (North African catfish), 6537 nucleotides. RefSeq names its product TopBP1-interacting, checkpoint, and replication regulator (gene ticrr). The coding region runs from base 389 to 5881 and encodes 1830 amino acids. The record is from RefSeq and is a predicted model, not a curated record. Gene Ontology annotation, cellular component: nucleus. NCBI's taxonomy places the organism in Eukaryota, Metazoa, Chordata, Actinopteri, Siluriformes, Clariidae. The transcript is spliced from 22 exons. Gene Ontology annotation, molecular function: chromatin binding. Gene Ontology annotation, biological process: regulation of DNA-templated DNA replication initiation; mitotic G2 DNA damage checkpoint signaling; DNA replication.